AUGUGGUUGAGAAACUCGUACCCUACAUAUGGUUACUCGUCUGCUGGUUUAAUCGUUGGGAUUGAUCGUGUACUAGUCUUUCUUAAAGGCCAAGAAUUUUGUCGUCGUAGUUAA
Messenger RNA from Arabidopsis thaliana (thale cress), 114 nucleotides. RefSeq lists its product as uncharacterized. The record is from RefSeq and is marked reviewed. NCBI's taxonomy places the organism in Eukaryota, Viridiplantae, Streptophyta, Magnoliopsida, Brassicales, Brassicaceae. Bases 1 to 114 code for a protein of 37 amino acids. The transcript has a single exon.